Tigriopus californicus is the source of this 1406-nucleotide messenger RNA. Its product is annotated as glycoprotein-N-acetylgalactosamine 3-beta-galactosyltransferase 1-like. The transcript is spliced from 4 exons. The coding region runs from base 156 to 1148 and encodes 330 amino acids. The record is from RefSeq and is a predicted model, not a curated record. Lineage: Eukaryota; Metazoa; Arthropoda; Copepoda; Harpacticoida; Harpacticidae. Gene Ontology annotation, cellular component: membrane. Gene Ontology annotation, molecular function: N-acetylgalactosaminide beta-1,3-galactosyltransferase activity.
GCGUCAAGAGGUCGAUCAGGUUUAGCUUUCCAAAUACGAUUGUCCUCGCUUACCUGGCCAACUCAGAACCAGCUUUCUGUUCACAUUAUAUGGGUCCAGUGUGGGUCUAUUGUGCUUGUCGGAUUCAAGACACAAAGUAACAUUUAUCAUUCAUCAUGCAAUCUCGAAGACUGCAGUUGAAAUUGGUUCAUGGCCGCCUGUGCUUGGGCCUUAUAUUCGGUCUAUCAUUGCUAAUUUGGGUUACAUUUCCAAGUGAUCCUGACCAUCGCCGAAACCUCAUCCUCCGCGCGGGAAACAUCCUGCCCUUCUUGGGAAUUCCGAGGGACUUAGCAGAUUAUUAUGGCAUUGCCGUGAAGAGGCCCUCGUUUGUCCACACCAAGUUAUCUUAUCUACAGCACAGAGGUUAUCAAGACGUCAAGAAUCCGAAGCUUUUGUGUUGGAUUACCUCCUAUCAUGGAACAAGACAAAGGGCCGCCGCUGUUCGCCAUUCUUGGGGUCAACAAUGUGACAAGUUCCUAAUUAUGUUUCCAAAAUUCCGGGAUCGAACAUAUAAUGACGAAGAUGUAUCCUUGCCAGUUUCUUACCACUACAGUGCUCUUUGGAAUCGGACUCAAUUGGCCUUGCUGCACCUGUGGGAACACUUUGGCACUACCUAUGACUUUAUUCUCAAGGCGGAUGACGAUACCAUGGUGAACGUGACGGCCUUGCGAAGGUUUCUUCAUGGCUUCAGUCCACAAGACCCUUUAUACAUGGGUCAUCCUCUACACAUCCCAACCCUUGGAACCUACAUGAGUGGAGGUGCCGGGUACACAUUGUCGAGACGCAGUUUUUCACUACUCAUUCAAGCUUUGACCAAAAAUAGUCCUGCCUUCUUUCGAGACAGUUUGCCCGAAGAUGCGGCUUUGGGAUUACUUCUAGCCUCAGUAGGGGCCGUUCUUAUCGCCACGGUUGAUUCUCAAGACCGAUUGAUGUCGAUUCCAGUGCGGAUGACACAUUUUGAAGGCACUCAGGUCGCCAAUUGGUACACCAAUGCCAAUGCAGCCCCCAUGAAAGAUGGCACAUCCCACCAAAGAUUCCAAUGCUGCAGCGACUUCAUGAUUAGCCAGCAUUACAUAUCACCAGAAAUGAUGACAAAAGGGACAACUUGAUAUUUGAUCGACAAUAAUUGUUCAGCAUACCAGAGGCUAAACAGAAAUGAUCUGAGCUUACAAUACGGCUAAAGAAUAAGUUCAUGUUACAACAUUAUCAUUUAUUCAAUGACAUAGAAAUGGGUUGGGAUCUCUCGCGUUCGACGUCGAUUUCCUUGACGACCAGCAGCCAAACCAGCCGCCAGACCCAGAGCUUUAGCCCCCACCAGGCUGGAUGCCAGAGCUACGCCAGUUCCACUUCCCAAAAUGACCGUUCCU